Octopus sinensis (East Asian common octopus) is the source of this 1702-nucleotide messenger RNA. RefSeq names its product ras-related protein Rab-4B. Bases 102 to 878 code for a protein of 258 amino acids. Gene Ontology annotation, molecular function: GTP binding; GTPase activity. The transcript has 10 exons. Lineage: Eukaryota; Metazoa; Mollusca; Cephalopoda; Octopoda; Octopodidae. Gene Ontology annotation, cellular component: endosome. Gene Ontology annotation, biological process: regulation of endocytosis; Rab protein signal transduction. The record is from RefSeq and is a predicted model, not a curated record.
AAAAAAAAAUAUUUUAGUAUGUAAAAACAAAACUAAAUAUCAGUUGUUGAAGUCUCGUUAGUCUGAGAUUAUCGCCAAGCCGUUGUCCAACGCCAUUUUGUAUGUUUGUUAAUAAAUCGAAGGAGUCUGUUACAGAUAGGAAGAUGUCUGAAACUUAUGCUGCUUUACCCCAGGGACGAGAACAGGACUAUAAAGAUUGGAGAGUUGAUGCUGGUGAUUUUGGCUUGUUUAACACAUUCAGGAUUCACUUAGGAAAAUAUUUCUUAUUCAAAUUCCUAGUCAUAGGAAGUGCUGGUACUGGGAAGUCCUGUAUUUUACAUCAAUUCAUUGAGAACAAAUUUAAGCAAGAUUCAAACCAUACUAUUGGAGUUGAAUUUGGAAGCAAAGUAGUGAAUGUUGGUGGGAAAUCUGUAAAAUUGCAAAUCUGGGAUACAGCUGGACAAGAAAGAUUUCGUUCAGUCACCCGGAGCUAUUACCGAGGAGCUGCUGGUGCUUUAUUGGUCUAUGACAUCACAAGUCGAGAAACAUACAACGCUCUAACUAACUGGUUAACAGACGCCCGCACACUUGCUAGUCCGAACAUUGUCAUCAUAUUGGUGGGCAACAAAAAAGAUUUGGAAGCUGAUCGUGAAGUAACAUUCUUGGAAGCUAGCCGCUUUGCACAAGAGAAUGAGUUGAUGUUUUUGGAAACAAGUGCUUUGACUGGAGAGAAUGUGGAAGAGACAUUUUUGAAGUGUGCACGGUCAAUACUUACUAAAAUUGAAUCAGGUGAACUUGAUCCUGAAAGAAUGGGUUCUGGUAUUCAGUAUGGAGAUGCUUCACUUCGCCGUCUGCACCGGCAACAACAACAGACUCAAAGACCAGACUGUGCCUGCUGAGGAGAUUAGCAUCGACACCUUAACAUUCUCUGGCUGCUACACACCUGUCUUAUUUACUUGUCUCGCUGCCAGCUAAGGUUCAUUUUACUGAGAUUCCUUCAUACACUAAUGCUACUUUUACUAUAACUUCUAUUAGGCAUUGGUCAUGAUGCAAGGGAAGAACACUCUCUGUUGAUAAUUUGGAAGAUAAUUCAACCAGCCAACAUUUAAUAAUAACGAUAAUUAUAUAUUAAUAUUAAUAAUAACAAUGAUGAUGGCAAUGAUGUGAAAGCAAUUUCUACAUGAACAAAACCUCCACUGUAUUCUUUUUGUUUGCCACAGUCUGCAAAGAACAUUUUUCACUUCUGUUAUGGCUCAGCCUUGACAUUAAAUGCUGUAAAUAAUACUUAAAAUAUUUCUUUUCUAAAAGAAAAGAGAGAAAUAAAAAAAUUUUAAAAAUCAUACAUAAAGAAACUAAAACUAAUAAAUAAUAAUGAUAUACAGAAAUAUAUUAAAAAAAAAAAAUUGAGAUUAAUAAAUUUUAUGGAUAAAUGAAAAUAUUCAUCUCCUGAAACAAUUAUGGAAUUUUAAAUAUGGAAACUCAAUUCUGAAACAAUCAAUCAUUUAUUUUUAUUUUAUUAUAAUAAUAAUUAUUAUUAUUAUUUUGACAUCUUAUUCUUAUUUUUAAUUAGAAUUAUCACUUUUUUUUUCUUUGUUCAACGCCUCUCAAGUUUUGAUGUACAAUGCAGUGUCAAAUGUAAAUAGACUGCUUCCAUCUAACCAAAUGCUUGUGUGUUUUGGAAACAUGUGAAUAAAAUGUCAAUAAACUACUUUGUUACAUAUUA